This is a messenger RNA of Linum trigynum, 240 nucleotides long. The record is from the annotation of a GenBank genome assembly. Lineage: Eukaryota; Viridiplantae; Streptophyta; Magnoliopsida; Malpighiales; Linaceae.
AUGGCAAGCUACGACAACAUAGUCCCAGUGCGACCUAUGGGUCGAUGGAGGGGGAAAGGAAACCAAGGCAACUCCGAUGCGUUCUACCCACCUCUAAUGACUCAUUGGACUGAGAAGAGGAAUUCGAGUAGGUUUCAGGAAUUCAGGCGCCAGGCGUGGGUGGGAUCAGGAGGUUAUGUGAGCUACUCCGAGGAUGAUCAGUAUUGCAGAGAGAAGCAUGGCUACCCCAAUCCUCGGUAA